UUUAUAAAAUUUGCUUAUUCUCGUUUGCAUACAUUACCUUCGUCCUGUAAUGAUUUCGUCGACUUGUAAAAAAAUUGCUGAAUCGCAAAGCGCUGAAUCGGUACGCGUAUCAGAUUCGAUACGAUCACGAUCUGAUUUCUCGUUGACAGCGAAGCUGCACACUCGUCUCUCAAGCUUAUAUACCCGGUGUCGCCGGAGAGACGCAUACGAUGAGAAGAGCGUUACGACGAAUCGCGAGGUCGAUGAACCUCCACGGCGACUUCAACAUUUCGUUCACCAACUGUGGAGUACUAGGAUGCGACCCGCGGCUUGUAAUACCAAAUGAAAAUGGUGUUCUCCCUUCCUGGAGCUUCCCCGGCUAUGACCUGGGAAUUCCUUUCUUCGGCACGAUGCUGUCCCUGAUAAUGGAAGGAGGCGCACAGAAGUUGCACGAAUACGUAGACAAGAGACACCGAGAACUUGGACCAGUCUUUAGGGACUAUAUCGGACCAUUGCGAGCCGUCUUUGUUAAUUCGCCCGAUGAAUACCGGAAAAUAUUCCUGCAACUUGAAGGUCCUAUGCCGCAGCACUUCUUGCCAGAAGCUUGGAAGUUAUACAACGAAAUCCGGAAGCAGCAUCGAGGAUUGCUCUUUAUGGACGGAGACGAAUGGUUACAUUUCCGAAAAAUUCUCAAUAAGGCAAUGUUGGGAUCUAACCCAGAGAAAUAUAUGUGCGCACCUUGUCAGGAAGCUGCCGAAAAUCUAGUAAAGAAGUGGAAAAAUUAUAGCCGAACCGGCUGUACAAUACCAGAGUUGCAACAUCAACUGUAUCAAUGGUCUAUCGAAGUGAUGCUAGCGACUCUAAUGGGUUCGCGAUGGCGCGAUUGCGAGCAGCAAAUGCGGUCCGACAUAGAAUCCGUAGCAUUGAUGCUACAUCAGAUUUUUAUGUAUUCUGCAACUCUUUCAAUGAUGCCAGCCAAGUUGGCGAUGAGACUCAAAUUGCCGGUAUGGACCAAGUUCGUCAAGACUGUCGACGUAAUUCUAGACAAGGUGCGCAAUCUG
Molecule: messenger RNA, 1040 nt
Organism: Pogonomyrmex barbatus (red harvester ant)
Lineage: Eukaryota; Metazoa; Arthropoda; Insecta; Hymenoptera; Formicidae
Gene: sad
Product: Cytochrome P450 family protein sad
Biological process (GO): glucocorticoid biosynthetic process; cortisol metabolic process; cholesterol metabolic process
Cellular component (GO): mitochondrial inner membrane
Molecular function (GO): iron ion binding; oxidoreductase activity, acting on paired donors, with incorporation or reduction of molecular oxygen; monooxygenase activity
Source: RefSeq, a predicted model, not a curated record